Pecten maximus is the source of this 2642-nucleotide messenger RNA. RefSeq names its product leucine-rich repeat-containing protein 71-like. NCBI's taxonomy places the organism in Eukaryota, Metazoa, Mollusca, Bivalvia, Pectinida, Pectinidae. The coding region runs from base 332 to 2140 and encodes 602 amino acids. The transcript is spliced from 20 exons. Gene Ontology annotation, molecular function: protein binding. The record is from RefSeq and is a predicted model, not a curated record.
GAAGAACGAACCAUCUAUAUUUUACAUAUAGGGCUCUUCAUGUAGCAGUAGCUUUGUCCGAGAUUUUUGUCCACGGAAGAAAAGACAAAUACUGAAGUUUUAGAUACAUGUUCAGAAUUUCACAAGAUUUUAUCGGGAAAAUAAUGACACCAACGGUGGCAUUUAAUUGUUUGGCUUUUGUCGUUAAUAAUUCAGAUUCAGUAUAGAUGGGGUUUUAACAAAGUGUUGAAAGUUUCGAAAUAUUUUUAUUCCGAUAUAUGUAAUUCAGAUUUUCGUUGAGCAUUGUGCAAGGAAAUCUUAUUAGUUUUGAUUCGAUUAUUGUGAUGAGAACAUGGAUACUGAUGAUGAUACUGAUGAUGAUGAUGACGAAUUGAAAUAUUUUGGACGAGAUAUUGAAGGUGUGUCAAGAAUUGCAAACCGUGUGAAGAUGGGGAAGAAGGUGGAAAAAUCCCUGAAGGAGAAAAAUCAGUCGGCCGUCAGUCAGGAUGAAGAUGACCCAAAUAAAACUCCGGAGCCGUACAAUUGCACAGGAAAUUUCCAGGCCGAUUUUACGGAGCUGUGCAAGAGAAACAAUAUGGCCGUCAUUCCACCAGUAGUUCACAGAGCUAGACCUCCAACCUCUCAGUCGCAGGUCGAGAGUUCAAAACCCGAAAAGGGCAAAGAAAAAGGCAAGACGAGUGCGCAACAACAGCAGGCGGAGGUGGAGCCGGACCCGGAAUUAGUGGAAGGUGAACCUGUUGAACCGCCACCAAAGACAUUCGUGUUGAAGGAGAAAUUUGAAUAUUUUAAACCGUCGGUCCAAGUAGAGAUGGAGAAUUAUGACAAACCAGACACAGUUACAGAAAUCUAUAUACGAGGUUGGAAGAUAGAUGAGACAAUGAUGGCUACGUUUGCUCAGUGUUGGCCAGUCAUGGAGAAACUCCACACAAUCAAUUUAUGGAACACUGGUCUGACUGGAGAGACGGUCACCAUGAUGGCUAACUGUAUCCCUAACAUUGUCAACCUCAGGACACUGAUACUUGAUGGUAACUGUGUAGCGGCUGAGAACUGGCACGAACUCGUCAGCGAAGAGAGUCCAUUACAGAAUCUGUCUCUAAGACACUGCGGAAUUACUGACAAAGGAGCGCAGUCCCUUGGGGCUGCUCUCGGCACGAUAAAAAAGGCCAACAUGAAACUCAUCUCCCUCAACCUGGCCGGCAACAUGAUUAGAGACACAGGCGCAGAACACAUUGCCAUGGGUUUGCGGAUGAACCGGACUCUGAUGUCACUUUCGCUGGCAUCCAAUCAGAUUGGAGACAAAGGGGCCAUUAAGUUGGGAGAGGUGCUGUCCAGAUUUCCUCUGUCACAUGAAGAGGUUGUAGAACGACGGAAACAGUUCUCAGAAAAAGGUUCCCCAGAUAGAAAUAAGUCGCCCCCGCCCAGUCGACGUGCAGACUCUAAGGACCGACCGGGCAGUGUGCGCAGCAGCUCUCAUGCUGAUAAAGACAAGAAGGCAGGGAAACCAUCCGGCAAAAAGAAGGACGGUAAAGGUGGAAAAGAUGCUAAAGAGGAGGAGAAACACGAUAAAACAAAAGGAGGAAAGAAAGAAAAAGAGGACAAAGGAGGACAAAAGAAAGAUACCCGAGGAGGAAAAGACAAAGGAUCUAGUGUCGGGGGUAGAAGCUCUGGAGCUGCGCUGCGAUUUGUAACUUCACUUACUGAGGCCACAAACAAAGCGUCCAUAGCAGCCGAUACAAAAACAGCCGGAAAAGGCAAAGGCAAAGGGAAGGACAAAGGCAAAGGGCCUGCUGUACAGGAAGUAGAGGAUGCUGGAGCCUCGGACUUUGUGAACCCUCUGACGGACGCUGCUGAUUUUAUUGAUGGGCAACUCCUCGUGGCAGGGAACAGAGUCCUCAUCAACCUCAAUUUGUCUAGGAACUCCAUUGGUGAACAUGGGCUGGCCGCUCUUUUGAAAGCGAUGCAGUACCAGACAACUCUAACACACGACAGCAAAAGCAGCGGGACUGGCCUGAUGAGAAUAGGCGUCUAUAAAAAUAAAGUGUCGUCCGACAGUGAGGUGCUUGCAAAACUGACGGAGUUUAUGAUGCCGAAGGAUCCGUUCUAUAAACCACCACCACAGACUCCGGAUGGCGACUCUUAACUCCUUAACAUAUUAACGUUGUGUAAUGAUAGAUUUCCGUCCGUUCUUCAACUUCACCCAUGAAAUCAAGCAUCAUCUCUCAUUUACAUGUUUUAGAUUUAUACUUUGGACUUCUUAUCUGUUUGUUUUGGCAUUCUGUCCAUCAAAAAAAAUUUUAUAUGAGAAUUAAAAUGUCUAUAAUUUUGUGUGAAAAAUUGAUAAAUGUCUGUCGUACAUAACUAAAUUUUUAUUUUUUUAUUUUUUUUUUUUCAAAUGAGAGGCAUUAAAUAAUAAAAUAUUUAAAUAUCUUUUGUCAAAAUAAACUGAUAAACAAACGCUUCUGUAUUAGAGGUAAAAGUGAAGGAGUAUAUUUCAUUUUGAGUUAAUGUAGAGCAUGAACAAGAUUAUUUUAUAGUAUACUUUCAUGGAAAUGUUGUCUGUAUUUCUGUGAAUUUUUAUUCAUCAUUAUGAUGAUAUUUCUUCAUGAGGAAACUUUUAAAGUUAGAAAAUGGGUAAAAUUUAC